GCACUCUGACCUACUGACUCAACUUGAGAACUCCGAGUCCCUCUAUCAGCAAUCCAGAUCUUCAAAUGUGUUCUCUCAUUUUCCUUGAUAAUGGGCCUCACGAGUUACUGUUGCCCUAUGUUGCCUCUAUCAACGUCCUGUUGUCUCACCCGUGGCGCUUGUCUUUUCCGAUCAGGAACUUCGCGAUGCGUUCUCCGCAACAGUAUCUUUGUGGAGCUCCAGUAUCAUUGCUUGUGUCCGCCCCGCGGCAUCUAAUCGACCGUUUCCCGCGAAUGACUUAUGCUGAUGUUGCACGGGCGCACUCAGUUCGCGUGACUACGUCUGACUCUCGCGAUCAUGUCCUGGAUUUCACUCCUACACGGCUUUAUGCGGCCACCAGUGAUCAGACAUUUGUUUUCGACACCUGCAUCAUGCUCGACGUAACUUGGCUACAGAAUCUUUUCCGGAGCCUUGUUCUCAGUCGCAUAAAGGGGCACAUCCAGAUGUUCAACGUUCUUCGCGCACCAGGGCUAAGGAAUCCGAAAACUGCGUGUGCGAAAAGAAACCCCGACUUUUCGUCUUCACGCGUUCGCCGCAUGCGCUUAGCGCUAGCAGUGUUGAAGAUGAUCCCCAUUUUCCUUCGAUUCGUAGUACGUACGGCAGAGGAGAAAUUCACAAUCAUUAGCAGAAUGGCAUGCCGAUGUGCAAAAUUGAAACGUCAUUGUUAUCCCUGCUGCGACUGGUUACCCGAAUCUCCGCUCCCCCGCUCUUAUGCCUUUGAGUUUCUGUUCCUCCUGCCAGAGACCACCGGACAUAUAGGUGACGCGUUGAAGGGCGUGUCUAGUCAUGACUUGAUGCUGGUUUUGUGUUUCUCGGAUUAUUCCUAUAAACCCACGCACUGUCGGCACCUUAUAUCGACAGAACGAGGAUGGUUCGCGGCGAGGCAAUGUUGCUAUGCGACCACAAGAUUCCCCUCAAUUGUAUGACGUGGCCUUGAUGAAAUUCGAACACAAUGUGUUUAUCGCAUUCACUGGCCAUUACCCAUUACCAGGUGUCUACCUGCGAUACACAGGCGUGAUAUAAAGUGCGGAGAACAUGAGCAACCUCUUCGA
Messenger RNA from Suillus paluster, 1091 nucleotides. RefSeq lists its product as uncharacterized. The record is from RefSeq and is a predicted model, not a curated record. Lineage: Eukaryota; Fungi; Basidiomycota; Agaricomycetes; Boletales; Suillaceae. Bases 66 to 965 code for a protein of 299 amino acids. The transcript is spliced from 5 exons.